AUGCCGCCGGAUUCAAGAGGGACUAAAUAUGAUUUUCAUCCAUCAGAACCUUACGACUCCUAUACCGUUUUAUACGCUCUAUAUGUAGAAGAUGGCAUCGCGUACUUGCUGAUGCAGGACGUUGCUGGGCAGUCGCUUGAACGUCUGUGGCCAAGUCUUCAACCGCACGAGCGGUCAAUAAUCUUGAACAAACUCAGAAGGAUCCUCAACGAAAUGAGAUCUCUGCCGCCACCGUCUCCUCCAUUCUAUGGGAGUAUUUGCCACGGGCCGCUCCCAUACUUUCUCUUUUGGACUCCAGAAACACAAAAGACAAUCAACGGUCCCUUCAUGACCGAGGCGGAGUUAUGCUUAGGCUUGGUAGAGAGAGUCCGCCAGAUUCAUACCGACAAUAGUCAACACAUGCCCGCUCUCACACAUGGAGAUCUUCAAAAGAAAAAUAUCAUUGUCACUCGAACACAUCUACAAAAUGGAGAUGAUGAAGACGAUGAAGACGGCUUCGAGCUGACGAUACUUGAUUGGGAAGAUGCAGUUAGGAUAACGACUGGCCUCAAAUGGUCGAAGUCUUCCUCGACCCAUAUCCUGUGGAGACGCUUGUCCUAAUGCCGGUUUACCAUGACAUUUUUAUGUAGCCAUACCAGGUGAAUAUAAACACUUUGAUUGUAUCAGUCCGUUCUCACUUUCAGGUUGUACAUGGUUGCAGGCUACAGGAAAGGGCUAUAACAAUUCCGCAGAAUCUUGGGAUUAGGUG
Molecule: messenger RNA, 748 nt
Organism: Exophiala oligosperma
Lineage: Eukaryota; Fungi; Ascomycota; Eurotiomycetes; Chaetothyriales; Herpotrichiellaceae
Exons: 3
Coding region: 1-600 (199 amino acids)
Source: RefSeq, a predicted model, not a curated record